AUGAGUGAUGAAAAGAAAACCGCAAUUGGUUUACGGGAAAGGUUGUUGAGCGCUGUUGCAGGCUCAUUGCUAACGUCGUUGAUAUUAACACCUAUGGAUGUAGUGAGAAUACGACUUCAGCAACAACAAAUGUUGUAUGAUUGUAUUUGUGAUUCGGAGGGAACACCUUUGGCGAAAAUGGGGCCUGAAAAGGGCCUUUUUUGGCAAGAUUCUUGCUUUCAGGAUGUGAGUUGCAAAACAGGGCCCGUACGGUAUAAUAGCACAUGGGACGCUUUUGGCAAAAUAGCGAAAAUGGAAGGCAUCACCAGUUUGUGGAGAGGCAUCUCUAUCACUUUAUUAAUGGCUGCACCGGCCAACAUGGUAUAUUUUAUUGGGUACGAAACUCUGCGAGAUAAGACGCAUCUUCAAGAUACGUAUCCAGUGCUGAAUCCACUUAUGUGUGGUGCUGCGGCUAGGGUUCUGGCUGCCACUAUUGUGGCACCUCUGGAGUUACUGCGAACACGUCUUCAAAGUAUUCCAAGAUCAAAUACCAACAGUACAGCGGCCAUGAUGGUAAAGGAUUUGAUGAAAGAAUCAAGACUGGAAUUUUCGAAAAUAGGUUACAAGGCUCUAUUCAAGGGCUUGGAAAUAACACUUUGGCGAGACGUUCCCUUCAGUGCUGUUUACUGGGGUUGCUACGAAUUUUACAAAAAGAGAUCAGCCAAGUAUAUGAUGAAUACAUCGUCCACUAAUCACUGGAAUCACUUCAUCAAUAGCUUUAUCGGAGGAAGUUUAAGUGGUGCUAUUGCUGCAGUAUUGACCCACCCUUUCGACGUGGGGAAAACGCGGAUGCAGAUUCGCUUUUCUGUGGACAGCUCCAAGUCCUCACAGCCUUCAAAAAAUAUGUUCAAGUAUUUGGACGAAAUAAGGAAAAACGAAGGUAUCGUAGCACUGUACACAGGUCUCGUACCGAGACUCAUCAAAGUUGCACCCAGUUGCGCCAUUAUGAUAUCAACUUAUGAAGUGUGCAAGCUUUUUUUCAGCACUUGA
Lachancea sp. 'fantastica' is the source of this 1029-nucleotide messenger RNA. The record is from the annotation of a GenBank genome assembly. NCBI's taxonomy places the organism in Eukaryota, Fungi, Ascomycota, Saccharomycetes, Saccharomycetales, Saccharomycetaceae.